Messenger RNA from Entrophospora sp. SA101, 2685 nucleotides. NCBI's taxonomy places the organism in Eukaryota, Fungi, Glomeromycota, Glomeromycetes, Entrophosporales, Entrophosporaceae. The record is from the annotation of a GenBank genome assembly.
AUGCAUAAAACUGACUCUGGUUUUUAUGUUAUUGAUGUUUUGCCUCUUCAUCAUGCAAGCAAGAGACCAUUUCAUCUUGAAAGAAGAAUGAAAUCUAAAAAAUCUAAUUCUUCACACGUUCAUUGUCACGAUCGUAAUCACAAUAAUAACAUUAACAACAACAAAUUGUUUCAUUAUUCAACAGAGGAAGCUCAACUUAAAAAAGCAGCCUUGCUUGAACAAAGACGUCUUAAAUUGGCUCGUCAGUUUUUACAUGUGAAAAAUGUUCUCGUUAAACAACAUCAACGAGCUCUUCAUGAUUCCUCAGCUAAACGCUCCCACAUUCAAGAAACUUUGAAAAUGGCUGAAAAAAACAGAAAUACCAUUCUCCAACGUUUAGUAGAACAAUGUGCUCAAGAAGUUGCCAGGUGCAAAGAAGUUGCUCGUCAACAACAACUCAAGAAUCAAGAAGAAAUUGAUAGACGUCGCGCUGAUAUGGAACGUCGACAACGUGCUACUGCUGCUCGUCGUGCUAGACUUCUCACGGUUCCUAAAUCACGUCUACUCUCUAGUGAUGAUACUAGUCCACCCACUCGUGAAGAAGCUGCAUCGAUCAUUCAAAAUGCUUGGCGCUAUCAUAAACUCAUCAGGAUUAUUGAAACUUAUCGUAGCUUUGAUAUUUCACUUCAUACCACUGAAAACAUGACUUUUCAUAACACUGUCCAAUUAUUACAAAAACCUGCUGUUAUUCAAACCACUAGUAAAUUCCUGCAGAGAGUCACCAAAGUUUCUCGAAUGACCAUGGGAACUGGUAAAUAUAAAAAUCCUGCAAAAGUUUUCCUAAGUGCCUACAUGAUUGUAUCACAUACAAAAGAAAUCCUCAUUGAUAUUGGAUACUAUGAGAGAACUCUUUUGAAAUCAACUAAAGUUAUGGUGAAUUCAUUAGAAAAAUGGCUCAAUUCCUUUAGUAAUGACAAGCAUAAUAAAAUACAUUACAACGGGCUUCUUAAUUUCCUUUCAGCAUGGGACACUUACUACAAAGAUUUUAAUCUAUGGAAAUCAAAAGAUUCUGAAAAACUAGCCAACAAUUUGAUUGCGCAUUAUAUGGAAUUAGAAAAACUAUGGAACACAGUCAAGAACCAAGCCAAUGCCGAAACUGAAUGGAAAAACAAUAUUAUUUAUCAACAAGAAGAGAUUAGAAGAAAGAUUAAAAAUUUAGGUGGUGAUGAAGCAACUGCUAAGUUGGAAAGAACACUUAAACGUUUAAAAGAAAAUUCACAAAGUGGUGCUAGUAAUAAUAGUGAUACCGAUACUUCUGAUUCUGUGAAUGGUAUGACCACUGAUCAAGAAAGUGAUGAACAAGAUGAUGACGACAAUAAAUUGGGUGCACCUCCAAGACAACCAUUUGUUCCACCUAAUCUGCAAGCUAAGGUAUCUAAAAAAUCAUUUUCCUCGGGAACUAAGUCAAGUUAUGAGAUACCAACUGAUGCAGGAGGAUUGACAAAUGAGCAACUUAUUCACGAAAUUAUUAUUGAUCCUGAAUUUGAGUUGAAACCAUCAAAGUUGUCCGGAUUGGAAGAACGUGUUCAUAAAAUGGCUAAAAAGGCUUAUUUUGAUUCUAUAAAAGAAGAUUUUGAAAAGGGUAAAUUUGAUCGGUGUAUGCCUAAUCUUUUAAAUGAUAUUAAACAGAGACUUGUUGAAUUGAUGCCGCCUAAUUCACCAAUGUAUUCAUCUGUAAAUGAAGUACUUGAUAUUGAAUUGAUUACUCAGCAGAGUAAAGCAGGUGUAUAUAAUAUACGUAAUUGUAUUAUGUUUAUUACUAAUAUGAUGUUACAAAUCUGCGCACCAGUUCGUGAUGAACAAAUUCAAUCACUCCAAAACAUGACCGAGCUUUCAGAAAUUUUCCAAAGACUGUUAGAAAUCCUAGAUUUGAUGAGGCUGGACCUCGCAAAUUACCGUCUGAAAGCACAUAGACCUUAUCUGAAAGAACAUGCUGUUGAUUAUGAAAGACGUAAAUUUGAACAGGCUCUAGAGUCGAAUCGGUUGAGUCUUGAGCGAACAAAAAUUUGGCUACAACCAACCAUCGAUUCACUUCUUCGUACAGUGGCUGAGCGCAAUCCUGAAAAUGUCUUGUUGCCAAAUCAACGUAAUCAUGGUAUCAAGUUUGCUCAAGUAUAUGACGAAGCUCUGGUCUCGUAUAUUUUCCAGCAAGCAUUAAUUGAAAAAAAUAAUUGUCCUGAAACUUUCUUGUUGGAUACAGAAAGACUUUGGGGUUUCCAAAAUGAAGGUCAAGCAAUCACCAUUGUAGCCGUAUUGCUUAUGUUGACUAAGAACAUUGCCAUCGGUUCCUCUGCAAAUUCAAUUAGCGAAGGGGAACUUGAGACAUUGAAAAAUAAUCUUUUUGUAUUAUUGAUGGAUCGUGACAUAAAAAUGGACAAUUUGACAACUGAAAUUUUGUCACAUUUCCCAUCGAACAUUUCAUCUGAAACCCAAUCACUUGUCAAAUCCAUGGUUUCCAAAACUCUCUCCCAGUCGGAUAAAGUCUUUUCGCUUCUUUCGCGUAGGAUCCAAAGUAUAAUCAAGCAACAUCUUCAAACGGGACAAUUUCCGAAAAAGGAAACUUUAUCUCAAUAUGGCGUUCUUCCUGUUGCUAAAGAAUUGGAACAACUCAGGUUUUCGAAAGAUCUUCAUAUUGGCGCUUUAUAA